This is a messenger RNA of Danio rerio (zebrafish), 3115 nucleotides long. It is a transcript of the gene kif23, whose product is annotated as kinesin family member 23. Gene Ontology annotation, molecular function: cytoskeletal motor activity; nucleotide binding; microtubule binding. The record is from RefSeq and is marked provisional. Gene Ontology annotation, biological process: system development; microtubule-based movement. Lineage: Eukaryota; Metazoa; Chordata; Actinopteri; Cypriniformes; Danionidae. Gene Ontology annotation, cellular component: spindle; Flemming body; nucleus.
CGUCGUGGAAUUAAACUAAAACAUCUCAGCAUGAUUAGGCAAGCGAAGGGCAAGACCCCCCGCCGCCCUCCUCCAAAAAAACCUUCAAACAACCAAAAGGACCCUGUUGGAGUGUAUUGUCGAGUUCGGCCACUGGGUGCUGAAGAUGAGGAAUGUUGCAUUGAGGUUAUAAGUAACACCACCAUUCAGUUACAUGCUCCUGAUGGACUCAAAGCCAACAGGAAUGGGGAAUUCAAAGAGACACAAUAUUCCUUCAAAAAAGUGUUUGGAAUUAAAACGACACAGAGGGAAUUAUUUGAAGAUGUUGCUAAACCUCUUGCCCAAGACCUCAUUCAUGGAAAAAAUGGCCUGUUGUUUACCUAUGGCGUCACCGGCAGUGGUAAAACUCACACAAUGACAGGCUCACCGGGUCAGGGUGGGUUGCUUCCACGCUCUCUCGACAUGAUCUUCAACAGCAUCGGUCCUUACCAGGCCAAGAGAUAUGUUUUCAAGCCUGAUGAUAAAAAUGGCAUGGAGGUGCAGAAUCAGGUUGAUGCACUGUUGGACCGACAGAAGCGAGACAGUCAGACAUCUGUACCAAAGACCCCAAACACAAGACGAGUUGACCCAGAGUUUGCUGACAUGAUCAGCCCAGAGGAGGCUUGUAAGGCUGAAGGGGUGGAUGAGGACAGCAGCUACAGUGUCUUCGUUUCUUACAUUGAGAUUUACAACAACUACAUCUAUGACCUCCUAGAGGAGACCCCCUUUGACCCCAUAAAGCCCAAACCACCCCAAUCCAAAAUACUGCGUGAAGAUCAAAAUCACAACAUGUAUGUGGCCGGGUGCACGGAGGUUGAGGUCAAGUCAACAGAGGAAGCUUUUGAAGUCUUUUGGCGAGGUCAGAAGAAGCGUAGGAUUGCAAACACGCAAUUGAACCGUGAGUCCAGCCGCUCUCACAGUGUGUUCAUUGUUAAAUUGGCACAAGCACCACUGGAUGCAGAUGGAGACAAUGUGCUUCAGGAUAAGAAUCAGGUGAACGUGAGCCAGUUGUGUCUAGUGGAUCUAGCUGGUAGUGAACGCACUAGCAGAACCCGAGCAGAGGGCAACAGACUACGUGAAGCAGGCAACAUUAAUCAAUCUUUAAUGACUCUGCGCACGUGUAUUGAGGUACUGCGGGAGAACCAGAUGUGUGGCACCAACAAGAUGGUUCCCUACAGAGACUCCAAAGUGACCCAUCUAUUCAAAAACUACUUUGAUGGAGAGGGCAAAGUGAGAAUGGUGGUGUGUGUAAAUCCAAAAGCUGAUGAUUAUGAGGAGACGCUGCUGGUGAUGCGCUUUGCUGAGAUGACUCAGGAGGUGGAAGUGGCCCGGCCUGUUGACAGACCUAUCUGUGGCUUUGCUGCUGGUCGCCGACAGAGAAACCAGGCCUUCAAAGAGGAGCUGACCCGCAGGCUAGAAGAGCGUGGUGGUCCUGUAGAUGGAGAUUGUCCAACAGUAUUAAAUCAGUUACUUCAGGCAUUUCCUCCACUUCCUCCCUGUGAGAUCUCUGGCCCUAAUGAUGACGUCACUCUACCCAGACUCAUUGAGGCCUUGGAGAAGAGACACAAGAUUCGACAGAUGAUGAUUGAGGAGUACAAUAAAACUGCCACCAUGCUGAAGUCUGUUCUUCAAGAGCAGGACGGCAACAUUCUCUCCAAGGAGAACGUCAUCCAAGAGCAGCGUGGCAAACUUGGAGAAAAAGACAAAAUGCUCCAAAACCAGAAGAACGAGAUUGAUCGCCUGGAAAAGAAAUCCAAGAUGCUGGAAUACAAGAUUGACAUCCUGCAGAAAACCACCAACAUCUAUGAGGAGGACAAGAGGUCUCUGCAAAAUGAACUGGAGAGCAGAGAACAGAGGCUACAAAGGGAAAUGUCUGAGAAAAGACGCAUAGAGGCUCGCAUGCAGGGCAUGGUCUCUGACACCAAGCUCAAGUGGGAGAAGGAGUGUGAGAGGAGGGUAAACGCCAAGCAGCUGGAAAUGCAGAAUAAGCUGUGGGUGAAGGAUGAGAAACUCAAACAGCUCAAAGCUAUCGUGACCGAAGGGAAGACCGAGAACCGACAACCCCAGCGGCCCUCCAGAGAAAAGGACAAAGUGCCCCCUAAGAGAUCUGCUUCCCCGUCACCUGCUCCUACUGGGCCGCCGGUCCGGCCUCUACACAGACGCUCGCACUCCGCAGGUGGGGAGAGGUGGGUUGAUCACAAACCUACCACUAACGUGGACCUGGAUACAGUCAUGCAACCAAACAUCCCCAAUGCCAUCAAAGUGAACGCUCCCAACGAGAAAGCUCUGUCCAAGUGUGACAAGUAUGUUCUGACACAUCAGGAGGUGGCAUCAGAUGGAGAGAUUCAGACCAAGCUAAUCAAGGGUGAAGUGUUCAAAACUAGAGGUGGAGGACAGUCUGUUCAGUUCACGGAUAUUGAAACACUCAAGCAGGAAACGCCUGUUGCGGCCAGCCGUAAGAGGCGCUCAUCAGAGUCUGGCCCAGACAGUGAGCCUAUGGAAGGAAACUGGACUGAUGUGGAGACCAGGUGCUCUGUGGCAGUGGAGAUGAGAGCUGGCUCAAAUCUUGGACCUGGAUACCAGCAUCACGGCUAUACAAAACGCAGAAAACCUUGAGUGUGCUCUAGUAUUGCCAUCACAGCAGAGUCAUUUCCUCUCGAAGCCUCUCAUCACUGUGUGCAAUAGCAAAUUCACUUUAUAAUAUUUAACUUUUUAAAAUGCUUUUUUUAUGUAAAAAUCUUUUUAUAGAAGUCAAAACAGGUUCAUCAAAGCUGUUUUUAUACUGCAUAUUCUACCGGGGUGUUGCCAUGAAAAAUUCACCUGAAGUGUGGGUGUUAAGUGUUAUAAAUGUUUGGUUUUCUAACUGUCUUUUAGACACAUUAGGGUAUUUUCGUGUAUCAUUUUUAUAUAUAUGUUUGUGUAUACUCUUGCGUACAGGCAGUUAAGACAAUCGAAACAUUUGAAGGUGUUUAACCAACCUUUAGCAAUAGUCAUUCUUAUGACUUCUACAGGCAGCACCCUGAGAAAGCACUGUUUUCAUGUAGUUUCACCUGUAUGAUACUGCUGCACACAACUGUCAAUAAACAGCAUUUGAUUU